This is a messenger RNA of Jatropha curcas, 1634 nucleotides long. Its product is annotated as zinc ion binding protein. Gene Ontology annotation, biological process: rRNA processing; negative regulation of transcription by RNA polymerase II. The record is from RefSeq and is a predicted model, not a curated record. Lineage: Eukaryota; Viridiplantae; Streptophyta; Magnoliopsida; Malpighiales; Euphorbiaceae. Gene Ontology annotation, molecular function: zinc ion binding; DNA binding. Gene Ontology annotation, cellular component: nucleolus.
GAUAAAUAUAUAAUUUAAUUUUUGAAGUGGCCAUCCCAGCCUAUGAGUUAAUGGUUGGUGCCCAAUCACAUUACAACGCACAGAGGCACGUGCCAGUUUACCACUAAACGGAGGCAGUUAGCGUACCGCUCAGAUAAGUGGCGUUCUCCACGCUGGCUCAAGCCUCGUCAGAAAUUUAAACGGUGCGUUUAGGGCGUACGCCGGGUCCCGAUUGGGAGCUUCUGGAUCCUGGGGGCCCGCAAAAGAAACGAUUCACAGAAGAAAAACGAAAACCCUAAUUAAAGUCUUAAAUCUUAAACCCCCAAUCACCUUCACUGGCUCCUCCUCUCUCGCAAUCGAAUUAUCAGUACAAGAAAAAUGGUGUGGUUUCAGUGUGAAGAUUGCGGAGAGAAUUUGAAGAAGCCUAAGUUACCUAAUCACUUCAGAAUUUGCUCAGCUUCUAAGCUAUCAUGUAUCGAUUGCGGAGAGAUGUUCGGGCAGGAUAGUGUUCAGGGCCAUACUCAGUGCAUUACUGAGGCGGAAAAAUAUGGUCCGAAAGGUCAAGGGAAAGCUCCAAAUGGUGCCACUCCUAAGACCAACAAGAACGCAAAGCAGCAGCCCGAUGUUGAUAUAAAUGUUGGGUUAUCUGAACGCCCUCCAUGGUUUUGUAGUCUCUGCAAUACCAAGGCUACUAGUAAGCAGACUUUGCUUCUCCAUGCUGACGGAAAGAAGCACCGGGCAAAGGCUCGAGCUAUUCAUGCUGCCAAGCAACAACAAACUAAAGAGACAGAAGAAUCUACUCAAGAUAAACCUUCCACUGUUCAGAUUACUACAAAUGGUGAAUUGCAAGAUAACAAACAUGUCGAGGAACAAAAUGUGCUAGAUGUGCCCAAAGCUGAUAAAGUGCACAAUGAUGCAGGAACAGAGAGUGGUAAACCGUCAAAAAAGAAAAGAAAACUUGAUGAGUCUAGGAGCGAUGGCACGGGGCAAAAGAAUGGGGGUGAUACUACAAAUGGAAUAGGCAAUGGUGUGGUUCAAGCUGAAAGAACCAAAGCAGAGGAAAUGGAGAGUCAGUUGAAGAAAGCUAAACAGAAUGGGCUCAAAGAUGAUAGGGUGGUAGAAUCUGGCUCUAUCAAAGAAGAUACCAAAAAGAAGAUAAAGUUGAAGAAAUUGAUCAAGUCAGCCCUGAUAUUGAAUCCAGAUGGGGUUUUGAAGAUGAAGAAACUGAAAAAACUUGUUCUGAAGUCUAUCCAGGAAUGUGGCAUAACAGAGGAUGAAAGCCAAUUCAGUGAAAUGCUUGAACAAAAGAUCAAUUCAAGUUCCAGAUUCAGAGUUGAUAAGCAAUAUGUCCAUCUGGUGGCUAAAGAUUAAAGCUGAGCAUUUUGAUUGUCUAGAAGAGAAUUUGCUAAUAGUAGCUGCAUCCAUUUGCAGAGUUAAUCAUGUUAAGCUUUGCCUUCGUUUCAUAACAGCAAUUUUGGGGACCUGUUGGAGAUUGUGCCAUCACGUAGAGUGUUAUUGAUAGAAAAUUUUUGGAGGAUCGUCACCAUUGUAUUCUUUUACUUUUUCUUACAGUUGGGAUUUUUUUAAGUAAACGACAUUAUAUGCCUCCAAAUUUCAGAGCCAGACCUAUGCAUGUUUUUUCUUUUUUGAUCAAA